UGCAGCGUAACGACACAAUCGCUCUCUCGCUCACGGUAGCAGUGGUUCGGUGCAACAACGAGCCGAGCUCGAAAUCGUAACCCGAAAGGACGAAACACGCGAGCGCUGUUUUCGGGAAAAAACAGGGGCCCGAAUCUUCCCCCAGUUGCCGCAUCCGGUUCUCCACCCCCGGGAGGUGUUCCGGAGGAAGCCGAGCCGAGUCCCCGACCGUACCGGGGGCCCUGUGCUACGGUCGGCCAGCCCAAAGCAGCAAGCCCGCGUCAGUAUGCUGCUAGUACGGUGAAGGUAAAGAUGAGCAUUGCUUGUGUGUUUCGUCAUUGGUUUGGAAGUUGCUUACUGUAUACUGCUGCUACUGCUGCUGCUGGUGCAUUAGCUGGUUAAAGGGUGUACACGUUUAAGCGUUUUUUGUUGUUGUGGAGGAAAGUGAGCUUCGCCGAGUGUGUGCGUGUGUUUGGUUUUUGAUUAGAAGAAGCGCGUUGACAUGGAUUGAUGAUUAUUGAUGUACACAAGAUGAUGGUGCAGUGAUCUGGGGCUGUAUGGACAGAACGGAGGACGGAUUAAUCUCUACCUACCAAUCAAACGGUCCUGCUAGGACCUGGACGUCUGUGACUGUGUGUGAGGGUGUGUGCUUGCUCGUGUGCACUGUGCACAGCUGCCAGUGAGCUGGUGUACCGAAAGAACUCACUGCUCGGUUAAAUGUACGAUGGAGUAGCGACGUGCAAGACAGUGUAGUCGUCGAACAGGUUGCGAAUCUAGUGUGUGAGCUUGAUCAUCAAGUUGAGCGCCCGAACAGUUGCAAUUCGUGUGGCUUCACAAAAAAAACCCUUCCUACAGCUGCUCAUUCUUCUAUCAACCAUCAUCGAGAAGCUGUCGAUGGCGCAAACCGUCAUGUCCGAACCGGCAGCUCGGCGGUGACCUUCGCCACCGUGUGGUGAGAACGUUUCUGGCGCGCCUGAAGCUUAAGUCAGGCUCGUGAGCCUGAAGCAGAUCGUUUUGCGAUCGUUCGCACCUGCCAAAACCUGGUUCUCUGUACUGCUGCUUGACCUGACCAAGGCAAGGUGUGAUAAAAUCAGUGUGCCCCCAUCCCUCCCUCCCCUUCCCCGGCAGUGUCAGUACGUACGCGUGAUUCUCGCUCGGUGCGUAAAGUGCGUCCAGUGUUUUACGGUACGGUACGUUGUGUGCGGCUUGCUCCAGCAACAGUGUGCCCCUCCGGCGGAUGUGUGACGGUGUGUAUGUGUGUGCGUGAGUUUACAUGUAAAGCGGCGUAAAGCGCUCACGCAGCUGGACCUCGCCCGGCACCGAAUUCAAUCAACUAAACUGUCUCGACUGCCCGUCUCUGGGGAGGUGGCAGUCGAGCGGCACUCGGCAAGCGAUGGUGACAUGGAACGGGGCCGACAGCGAUGGAAUGCACAGCUUUCGACCGCUUUCGAUCGGUCGCAACUGAAUCAAAGCAGCGCUGCAGAACGAGUGCAAUAUUUUUCGCUAGUAUACUUCAUGGUGCCUCAUCUGACAAGUAGCAAGUUAAGCAACAGGGUAACGGAUCCCUCGCGGUACCACUUUACCUAGGGCUGGUUCGAGCCCCCGGACCCAAAACCUUACACGGACACCAAAGCUCCAUCGCAGAUCUAGCCUCCGGGCAGUGUCACUCACUUGCAUUACUUGAAGCAUAUCGGACAACAAGAGCGCAAUAACAGCCCAGUGUUUGCUCAAAAUGAUCGACAACGGGUACUCGUACGUGACGCGCGACAACCUACGCUACACCGAGCUGAACGAUGGCCGCUCGUACGCCCAGAUGGGUACGCUCUCCUCCCCGCCGUCAAUGGCCAACCGGGGCAUGCCCGAGUACGACAGCUCGGUCGUCCAUCUCGCCAACCAUCGGCCGUACGAUCCGGCCCCCCAGACCGCGUUCGAGCGGUACGACACGGCGUACGCGCCGCAGCGUACCGCGCUCUAUCCGGCUGCUGCGUACGGCUACACGCAGCCAACCAUCAUCGACGACGAGCAGAAGUACCUGGGCGCGGACAGCAAUUCUCACCCGGCGGAGGUGCAGCAGCCCCAGACGCACCCGCACCAUCAUCAUCUCGGGCUGGGUGGUCCGGCAACGGUACCGGACGCCCGCACGCACCACUCGAUGAUGAAGGUCGAGAUGGACGACAGUGCGAGCGGCCCGAUCUAUCCUCGCCCGAUCUACCAUUACGAUCCAUCCACGUGCGGUGCGAUGCCGCCCGGCUUUUCCGCGAUCAAUCUGAGCGUGAAGGAGUCAAGCCCGCCGCUUCCGCCGUCGUACAAGACCGGACCCGGAUCGCCCUCACCGAACGGGCGGCGAGCGGGCGACGAGAGGGGGAGCAAGAUAUCCUCUAGCAGCCCGGAGCCGCAGGUCAGCCCGUCCGACGGCCGACGGAACAGCAGUCCCCAGGCAUCGCUAGACCUGAGCUCCAACAAUAGUGGCGGGACGAGUCCACAGUUUCCGAACCGUCAGAGUGCGAACAUCAACACCAACAACGGCAACACCAGCACCAGUGCGAACACGAGCAACACCAACAGUAACGCUGUGUAUACGAGCGAGGUAAGCGAAAGCCGCCCGGCGGAGGUGAACACCAACGAGUACACAAACACGCCGGAGCGUCCACUCGGGAUGGGCUUUGCUAGGCCGCAGCCACCUUCCGCCUCCUACAGCAGAGAGUCCACGCCGGACAGUGGGGGCUCCUACUACGCCGACAGCUACCGCGACCAGAGUGGCUACAGUCCGCACACGAGCUACGGCAUGGUGGUGCAGCCGGACUAUUCGAACGGGUAUCCCGGCUACGCACCGAACGCUUACCAGUACAGUGGACCGUACGCGAGCUCGCUUGGUACCACCGUCUAUCCGCCGACUGUACCGACGAGCUAUCCGGCCAGUUCGAGCUCAAGCUUCGUGACGCCGCCGACCCUCGGGCAGCACAUAGCGCCGCACGAUAAUCUCCUCAAGGCUGGUUCUUUCCUGUGCAGUCUGACCGGCUACCAGCGUCUCGAGCGACCCCAGUUUCCGUCACAGUCCCAGGAGCUGAAGUGUCCGACGCCCGGAUGCGACGGGUCGGGCCACGCGACCGGCAACUACUCGUCCCAUCGCAGUCUGUCCGGAUGUCCGAGAGCGUCCAAGCCGAAAAGCAAGCCGCGCGACGGACAGGAAUCGGAACCUUUACGAUGUCCCAUCCCUGGAUGCGAUGGUUCCGGUCACUCCACGGGCAAGUUCCUCUCACAUCGCAGUGCAUCUGGUUGUCCGAUUGCAUUCCGCAACAAGAUGCACAUCCUGGAGAACGGUGGCACGAUCGAGCAGGCGAAGGCCGCCAUGGCGCAGGCCGCCGCCGGCAAGUUCGAGCCCUUCACCUGCCCGACGCCAGGCUGCGACGGCAACGGGCACGUGGACGGUACGUUCAGUACACACCGCACGGUCGCGAGCUGCCCGACGGCCCAGGGACCGGGCCAGGCGCCGGCCAGCAAGAAGCCACGGUACGGUGACGCCGACGCGGGCGUGCUCGGCGGUCUCGGCCCGGUCGCGUCCAAGUCCUUCAACGACCUAGCGACCGGCUACAGCCAGAGCGUCAAGGGCAGCCUGAUGUCCGGGCCCGGUCCGCUGCUGGUUGGGCCGCCGGCUCCCCCGCCCGGCUCCCAGAUUCUUUCGUCUGGCGGUGGUCCACCGGGCUCCACGUCCGGGCUGCUUGCCGGUCUCGCACAUCCCGUGCCCGGCCUGCACGGUCACACCGUCCCGGGUGUAAUCGGUGGCCCCGGAUCCAAUCACUGCGGACCGGGUGCGGCCCCCGGCGACGGGCAACACACUGCGCACGAUCGGGCGGCGGGCGGCGGCGGUGUUGCGAUCGCACCCAACCCGACCACCGCUUCGACCGACGGUCUGACAUCCGACCUGAGCGGCGUACCACCGGACAGUGGGGCGGGCGUCCCGACCGAGGACAUCCUGGCGCUGGACGAGGAGAUCACCGAGCUUAAGCGGGAGAAUGCGCGGGUCGAGCUGCAGAUGCUGCGGCUCAAGUCGAACAUUAACGCGAUGGAGUCGCAGCUCAACAACAACAAUCACGAGCCGAAGCUGCUCGAGAUAGGGACGCGCGGGAUCACAUGAAAUUUCCUUACGUGUUAGGAUGUUCGCGGUACGCCUGUCGUCGGUGCGGUGAAGAAAGUGUGGUAACAGCGAGAGAGACAUAGAAAGAGAGAGAGAGUGAGAGAGAGAAGGAGAGUAGGAGAGAAUGAGAACUGUUGAGUCAGUGCGUGAAUCAAACGAGUGCGUGGGCUAGUGCGUGAGUGAGUUAGUGAAGGCGCAAAGGCGGAACCACACCAGGAGCGAUCCUAACGCGACAACUCCGGAGUGCAAACUGCGGAAUGAAAACUGCUAGCGAGGCAAGAUUGAAAUUUGCAACAACAACAAAAAAAAAAACCAAAAGCGUGAGUGAGACACAGUGACGAAAGGUGUGCGUGUUGAAGGAAAAAAUAAAGUAACCAGUGAUCGGCCAUCGAACCGAGCGCAAUACACAGUGUGUGUGUGUAUGUGUGUGUCGUUAGAGAGUUAUCUGUACAGAGGAAACCGGUCACCGACCGAACGAGAAGCGUUAUCAGAGACACACACUCGCAAUCACAAAAACACACACACAACAAUGGCAGAUGAGUGUAACAUCUCGCUACCUGGAAGUAUACUGCGGCGUACAGGGACGAUACGAACAAAACACACACACACACAAGCAUGCGAAACUAUUGGCCGAACAGAAACGAACAAACAAACACUAACCCUUACAUUGUAUACUAGAACGUUUUGGAAGUAAGUAUUGAACAUAUUGAAGCGGCCGAAUGGUGGGAGAUGGCGAAAGCCAGCAAAAAAAAAACACAAUACAAAAAAAAUCUCCCUAUUUGGUAAACAAAGUGUUUUUGUGCUAGUAUUGUAAUCCGUCGUGUUAGUCGUAAAAUGUAGGGAGUUCGAGGGCAGGUACCGCCAGUUCGAGACACCGGGGAACGGUGUCGGGCGUGUGUGCGUGAGUGUCGAUUUAUAAAACAAAACUACUCUUAGCAAGUCAUUUCCCCCAAUUCCACCCCUCCCAGUACGAACAACCAACCGCCACACACCCUCACACACAGCGGACACAGGAUCGAGUUGUACAGGGCACGGAGUAGAUUGUCUGCGCGGGUGUGAGGGUGUGCGUUGGGAGCGAAAGAGUUGCAGUUGUAAUAUAGUGGCGCCUUCCACCUUUUCGUUAGCAAUUGUUGACGCGUGUACUACCCGUAGUUGACAGCUAGUGCGCUCGUGCGUUUGCUUCGCGGAUGUCGCGGAAGCCUUACUAGAACGAGGCCGAUGGCUGUGUUUGGGUUUUGUAGCCGAUUUUUUAAUUUUGUGUUCAUCCCUUAUCCCCCUUACGCCUCUCUUUCUUUACUCUUUAUAUACCAUUAAAUGUGGUUAAAAACGGGCAUGUGCAAAUGCAAAAACAGGCAAGAAGAAGAAGAAGAAGAAGAAGAAGAAGAAAUAGCAGAAGAAGAAACAAGUCGGAAUCUUAGAGGAAACUAUUAUGUAAGGUCAACAAAAACACUGUAGGGCACUUUGACAUGGAACGCUAAGGUCCGAGUACGAGAAGCGAAAAACGCAGUGGAAAAUUAUACUCUAUGAAGGUAAAAAAAGAAAGAAAAAAACAACAACAACAAAACAAACAAACUAGCAACGGAAGCGUAUGGGAGAGUUUUACCUAGUCAAAUGUGCUGUAUGACUUAUAUUUUAAAUAUUAUUGUGUAUCGUAA
Anopheles coluzzii is the source of this 5769-nucleotide messenger RNA. RefSeq names its product myelin transcription factor 1-like. Gene Ontology annotation, molecular function: zinc ion binding; RNA polymerase II cis-regulatory region sequence-specific DNA binding; DNA-binding transcription factor activity, RNA polymerase II-specific. The transcript is spliced from 9 exons. Gene Ontology annotation, biological process: regulation of transcription by RNA polymerase II. The coding region runs from base 1712 to 4114 and encodes 800 amino acids. Lineage: Eukaryota; Metazoa; Arthropoda; Insecta; Diptera; Culicidae. The record is from RefSeq and is a predicted model, not a curated record. Gene Ontology annotation, cellular component: nucleus.